Truncatella angustata is the source of this 2324-nucleotide messenger RNA. RefSeq names its product ANTH domain-containing protein. The record is from RefSeq and is a predicted model, not a curated record. Lineage: Eukaryota; Fungi; Ascomycota; Sordariomycetes; Amphisphaeriales; Sporocadaceae. Gene Ontology annotation, biological process: clathrin-dependent endocytosis; vesicle budding from membrane; clathrin coat assembly. Bases 219 to 2237 code for a protein of 672 amino acids. The transcript is spliced from 4 exons. Gene Ontology annotation, molecular function: clathrin heavy chain binding; 1-phosphatidylinositol binding; phosphatidylinositol-4,5-bisphosphate binding. Gene Ontology annotation, cellular component: clathrin-coated pit; clathrin-coated vesicle.
GCUAGUAUCGUGACGUCGCAUCUCGGCGGCUGUGAUCAACUUGCUUGCUUGCUCAUCUGUUUGUCCAACGACAACCCAUUGCGGCCGCCAUUGCGCUGUUUGCUACUUGUCGCCAUCUGCCAGUGUCUAUUUGAGCCUCUACCCGGCCCUUGAGCCCUCUUCACCAAGAAAGCCCCGGCCUAAAGCUCGCGUACACCCUCCGGAGAGCCAAAUCCGUCAUGGCGAGCUCUUUCGAAAAGUCUGUCAAAGGCGCCACCAAGAUCAAGGCUGCGCCGCCGAAAACGAAAUACAUUGAGCAUAUCCUGAUCGCUACACAUGCCGGAGAGGCCGGGGUCGCAGAGGUCUUUCGGGCACUGCAAAAUCGAUUGCGCGACUCGACAUGGACUGUCGUAUUCAAAAGUCUGAUUACUGUACAUCUCAUGGUCCGGGAGGGCUCGCCCGAUUCGACACUGGCAUAUCUUGCUAGGCAUAGGAGCAUGCUAGCUACGAGCUCCUUCACUGACGCGCAAACCCAAGGUCGCAAUAUCCGACACUAUGCCGCAUAUCUGACCGAACGAGCGCGAGCAUAUAGAGACACCAAAACCGAUUGGGUGAGAACGAAAGAAACCCGACUGGAAAAACUAUCUGUGGACAAGGGCCUUCUCCGGGAAACCGAGGUGGUUCAGCAUCAAUUGACCGCGCUGUUGAAAUGCGACGUCCUGGACGAACCCGAGAACGAGAUUACAAUAACUGUCUUCAGGCUUCUGGUGCUUGACCUGCUGUCCCUGUUCCAGGUACUAAAUCAAGCCAUGAUCAACAUUCUCGGCCAUUUCUUCGAGAUGUCGAAACCGGACGCUGAACGCGCCAUGGAGAUAUACCGCACUUUUGCUCGUCAGACCGAUUUCGUCGUGCAAUACCUACAAGUAGCAAGACAAUAUGAACAUCACACAAGGGUCGAGAUCCCUAAGCUGAAGCACGCUCCUGUGAAUCUGGGCCGCCAGCUCGAGGACUACCUGAAAGACUCGGACUUUGAAGUGCAUAGAAGGCAGUAUUUGGCCGAGAUGGAUGUCAAGAAGCCGGGAGGGUCGAGCUCUAAAGCCGGCAAGAGCGACGCAGCGGUAAAAGGGAAACCAUUCCCGGAUUCGAAGACGAACGGCACAUCUACGUCCACGGCCUCUAAACCCGCUGCGGCCACCAAAGGCCCAGCCCCUGAUCUCAUUGAUUUCUUCGAUUCAAUAGAACAGAACCAGCAGACCAUGGCCGCAGAUCCGCAGCAGCAGCAGCAGCAACAACAGCCACAGCAAUUCGCACAAGCGAGCCUGGGGAACCCAUGGGCCUCGAACAGCCCUUUCAACCAAGUACCUCAGCAAACUGGCCAGCCAUUUCAAGGGACCGAUUUUGUAUCUCAGCAGCCAGAUCAGCAGUUUCAAGGCAAUGGGUUUGCGCCUCAGCCGACAGGCUUCGCGCCGCAACCCACAGGAUUUGCCAAUAAUUCGCCAUUUCCACAACAAAGUAUUGGUGCAUUUAGCCCCCAACAGCAGCAGGUUCCACAACAGAUUCCGCAACAAGUUCUGCAACAGCAAGCCUUCACCGGGUCCGGCUUUGGCGGAUUCGGUCAGCAACAAGGCGGCUUCACACCAGGUGGGCUGUCAUCAAUACCUCAGGACUCUGUAGCCUCGUUCCAGACGGGAGUCAUGGCACCCCCAAUGCAGACUGGGCUUCAGCCUGGGCAACAAACCACGAACCCGUUCCGUCAGUCCAUGCUCAUGGCGAACCCAACAGGUAUGGCCAGUCCAACGCCAAAUUUCACUAAUACGACGAUUCCGUCACCUGCCACACAACUGCAACGUCAAUCUACGAAUCCCUUUGCGCGGUCUUCGCCAGGUCCUUUCUCUGGACAGCCCUCACAGUCACCUUUCCAGCCCCAACAGCCCCAACAAGCACAAACAGCCUUUCAACCUCAGCAGCUGCAAGCACCAGCACCACAACCACUCCAACCCAUGCAAACUGGCACCAACCCCUUCGCCAAGAACUUCGGCGGUGGCACAGGUCAACAACUUCAAAGGCCACAGACGAGUGGUGCUCUUAUGCCACAACCAACAGGCAGCACCAACCCAUUCCGUCAAGGCGAUUUCAUGAACCACGAGACGGGACAAGGUUGGCAGCAUAACCAGGGGAGGAUAGGCGGUGGUUUCGAUGAGAUCCAAUCGACACCGGUCUUUCCGAGACCGAGCACCAGCACAGCAUGGCAAACUUAAGGUUCCAAUAAACCUUGGUAAUAAAGUUGUUUGGAUAGUAUCAGUCGUUGGAUGAAUUAAGCUGGAAUACUGAGUUCAAUAACCAGU